Molecule: messenger RNA, 674 nt
Organism: Monopterus albus (swamp eel)
Lineage: Eukaryota; Metazoa; Chordata; Actinopteri; Synbranchiformes; Synbranchidae
Product: mucin-5AC-like
Exons: 3
Cellular component (GO): extracellular matrix
Source: RefSeq, a predicted model, not a curated record
AAUGGAGAGAACUGGAGGGUUGACAACUGUACCACUGCUACAUGCACCAAUGGCAAUGUCAAAGAGACACCUGAUCCUUGUCCCACAGUGGAACAACCCAUCUGUGCUAAUGGGCGUAAAGCUGUUCAGGUUAAUGAUAAAAACGGAUGCUGUUUCCACUAUGAAUGUGAAUGUGUGUGCAGUGGCUGGGGUGGAUCCCACUACAUGACAUUUGAUGGAACAUCAUACAGUUUCAACAUGAAAUGCUCUUACUACCUGGUUAAAGAGAUUAUUACCAAAUAUAACCUGGCUAUUAUAGUAAACAAUCAUGACUGUGAUCCUUCAGACAGCACAUUCUGUCCCCAGGAUCUCACAGUUAUAUACGGAUCCAAUAAGAUAGUUUUGACUCAGUUGAAGACUUCAAAUGGAACAACUAAUGUGGUAUAUGUGAAUGAGAAACGAAUCUAUCCAGCCUUCUGUGAUUCUACCAUGAGCAUUACUAGCACAGACAUGGUCAUCACAUUGGACAUACUGGAUAGUAACGUAAACGUGGUCUACAGGGGUGGCUCAUUCAGCAUCAGCCUUCCCUAUUCCCUCUUUGGUGGAAAAACUGAGGGACAGUGUGGUGAGUUAACAGACCACUAGGAUCUUAAUCCUAGCCCUACAUUUCAGUGCUAGCUACAACCAGAUGGAAC